GGACCUGUCCACCAAUACAAACAAAUAUGUACAUUUCCAGUUUGCUCGGCUUCGGUGCUUGAGUUCGUAGCACUGCCAAAGUCACUCAGUAUCCCAUCUCCGUCGACAGUGGGAGAGCUCCGCCUGAGCAAUUUACCGCAGCUUAACGAAAAUCUCCUCGGACUUUCGACAAAACCCGUUCAAGGUUUUGAUGUCAAAAGCGAUCUGUUUUCGCGUCCACGAGCUAUCGCAGUCGUUCGUAUUGACGGAAUCGACUCUUUAUACAGCAAAAGUCACCCAACCUAUCAACUUGAGAAUGUUAGUACCUUACUGUUACGAAUCGCUAAAAGCUUUGUGUUUUACAUUUCGGACAAUCUCAGGACAAAUUCGAUCCAUCUUCUCUUGACGAGGAGCUGGCGAAUUUAUUUGGAGUUGAUCGCGAGACUGUUAACAGUAAACCGUGAUGGUAGCAGUGGAUCUGAAAUCGCAAAGAUCGCCGCCAAGCAAGAGAUCAAAGACGAAAUAAUCAAGACGAAACUGCCACUUUUGCGUCAAGAACUUGAACAUGUUCAUCGCCUGGCUGCCGCUAUUGCUUCCCAAGGUCCAAAAUUCGAUAAAUCUAAUGCGGCUGAUAUCUACCGAGUGACGAUAAGUGGUUUGGCUGAAAAAACACUUACUGCCGAGGAUCGUGAGGUUGCAGUAAAGGACGUGCAGAACGCAGUCAACAAGCUCACACAAGCAUUGAAAACCGCAUACGGAGAUCAGGCCAUUGUUGAAGUUGUGGCCAUUUCCGAAGCAGUAAAGCCGUCGAACCAUCACGAGGAACAAUUACUGAUAAGGAAAAAGAGAGCUGGAGAUGUGCCUGACGCGGAUAAAAAUCUGAAGACUUGGCGUGAACAACUAAAUGUGUAUGUCUUCACGUCGACUGACUAUCCUGCCAUAUUUGCUAUCUUCGCUGGAUUAAUCAUUGCCUUAGUGCUGGCUGUCUUGUAUACCGUUGUUGGAAUGAUGAGCAUGGAUCCAAGUAAAGACUCAAUCAUCUACCGAAUGACAACGACUCGCAUGAAGAAGGCGUGA
Ostertagia ostertagi is the source of this 1056-nucleotide messenger RNA. The record is from the annotation of a GenBank genome assembly. Lineage: Eukaryota; Metazoa; Nematoda; Chromadorea; Rhabditida; Trichostrongylidae.